Molecule: messenger RNA, 1536 nt
Organism: Xylaria bambusicola
Lineage: Eukaryota; Fungi; Ascomycota; Sordariomycetes; Xylariales; Xylariaceae
Product: aspartate kinase
Exons: 5
Coding region: 1-1536 (511 amino acids)
Molecular function (GO): aspartate kinase activity
Source: RefSeq, a predicted model, not a curated record
AUGGUUGCCAGUACGAGUACGAUCAAGCCUUGGCUCGUCCAGAAGUAUGGGGGUACCAGUUUAGGAAAGCUGAUGGACACGAUAUGUGGCAGCAUCAUUCCAGACCAUGCUGAAGAACACCAGCUUGUUGUUGUUUGUUCCGCCUUAUCAGGUACACUGAAAGCAAAGGGAACAACAAGUCUAUUGCUGGAAUGCAUUACACUAGCCGAACGCGGAGCCGAAGCCCAGCAGCAGUUGAUAGAAUUGGUUGAUGUCAUCAGAAACAACCACUUGGCCGUGCUGGACUCGAUUUUCGAGACACAAAAAGGCUCCGUGUUUGAAGCCUACGAUAUCCCAAAAACCAAUAUCGUUAAAGAAUGUGAAGACUUGAAGAAAUUCCUGUUGGCCACUCAGAUAGUGGGGGAACUAUCCCCGCGUUCCAGAGAUCGCGUGAUUUCCUUGGGCGAGAAAUUAGCAUGUGUGACUAUCGCGGCAUGUUUGGCAAGCAAGGAUAUUCCCGCAAAAGCAGUCAUAUUAGACGAUGUGGUGUGCGCAGCUUUUGGCGCGUCACCCGAUGACCAGGCCGCUGCGUUAGACAGAUUAGGGUCUAAGUUCUAUCAUGUCAUUGCCGAAGAAAUAGCCGUUCGAAUCAGAGAUUGUGAACCGGCAAUCCCUAUCGUUACAGGGUUCUUUGGUAUAAUGCCAAACUCACUCAUUCAAACUGUUGGUCGUGGAUAUUCAGACUUGUGUGCGGCCAUGUGCGCUGUGGCAGUAGGGGCAAAGGAGCUGCAAAUUUGGAAAGAGGUUGACGGUAUCUUCACCGCUGAUCCCCGAAAGAUCCCUUCGGCUCAACUUCUUCCAUCGGUCACAGCCGAUGAGGCAACGGAACUGACAUAUUACGGAAGUGAGGUCAUACACCCGUUAACGAUGGAUCAAAUCCGCGAAGCGAAUGUUUCACUACGCCUGAAGAACGUUUUCAAGCCGCAUGCCGAAGGGACCGUAAUUGAUCCCAAAUCGACCUCGUCUACAUUUGAGCUCGGUCAGGUCACGAAGGUGGUUUCGCCGCCGGGCGUCCUUCUGAAGAACGAUUUCUCGGUCGGCCGAUUUGAUCGCAGACGGCCAACUGCCGUGACAGUAAAGGACGAUGUACUCCUAGUCCAUGUGAUCUGCAACAGGAACACGAAGUCAGGAGGACUCCUGAUUCAAGUCUUCGACCGGCUUGAGAGGAACAACAUCCCGGUCGACCUUAUAGCGACAAGUGAGAGAAAUGUCAGUCUUGCCGUGCAUUCGCCGGGCAAUUCAAGCGCCGUAUUACGACUCAAAGAGGAGCUCGAGCGCUUUGGUCAAGUCGCCAUCGUGAAGAACAUGUCGAUUGUCACAAUAGUCGGUCAUAAGAUGAGAAGCCAGAUAGGCGUGGCCAGUACGGGUUCGUCAGCAACCACUAUCGUGACAUAUCCCACUAACGCCAGUGUAGACGAAACGCUUGCGGCAUUAGCAGCCGCCAACGUCAACAUCCAUCUCAUAAGCCAGGGAGCAAGUGAGAUCAGCAUAUCGUGA